CACACAGCAAAGAGCUACUAAAAGCAAACUCUACUCAAAGACAGAAACUUCUGAACUAUUAUCUUCAAAAAUAAGAAACUCAUCAUGAGCAGUCGAAGACCAGCAGAGGAUGGUAAAAACAUGGAGGACGUCUCUAAACAUGAACCCACCCUACACAGUUGGUUAAAGAUGGACCAGGCAGGCAUGAACGCUCUGGGGCAACGUUUUGAGCACUGGACCCAGCAAGUGUCUCAUCUGGAGAAGCAGAGAGACGAGCUGAUCCAGGAGCUGCUCGCUCUGCGGGAACCCAUGCUGCAGGUGGUGGAGCUCCUCAGAGAGAAGCUGGUGGAUGCACAGAGGCGGCUCGCCCUGGCUCAGCUGGAUUAUAAGGCUGUUCAGGUGGAAGUGCUGCAGGUGAAGAGGAAACUGUUCACCACGGCCAGAGGCUGCAUCCAGAGCCAGGUGACCCUGGCAGCACAGCAGUACGAGGUGGCUCAGUCUGCUGUGACGCAGGAGGAGCUGAAGGUCCACCUCCAGCAUCUGACCCAGGAGUUAUCCCAGCUGCAGGAUGAUCAUCAGAACCAGCUGAACUCCAUCCGGGAUCAGGCCUCGAGGCCCCGCAGACCCAGGGCCAUGAGCGACGUCGGCCAGUGCCGGCGGGCUUCCAUCAGCCUGCAGCGGCGGCUCAGCGGCAGCGCGAGGGCCCUGGAGGGCUGGUACGAGCCUCGGCUCAUGGCCCUGCUGAAGAGGAGGCAGAUUGGAGAGGAAUCGGUGAGGAACUGCAGGGAGCAGGUGACAGACCUGAGAGCCCGCCUGGGACCCCUGAUACAGGACACGCAGAGACUGGAGAUGCAGAGAUCCUUUCUGGAGAGAAAGAUUCAACUUAUGGAAACGGAGAGGGAGGAGAGCAUCGCACAUCAGCAGGAGAUGGAGCAGAAAGCACAGGAGACGCUGACAGAGCUUCAGGUGGAGUUUGAAGAACAGAAACAAUCUAGAAACGAUUUGGAGCAACUCACAAACAGCCUUAAAACAGAGCUCAUGAUACUGAGAGCAAAGGAUGAGCCCACUAACAGCUCAGCAGCAGACCAACAAUCGCUGGAGAAUUCCUCCUAAACGGAUCAAACAUUUCAAUUUCAUCAUUUGCUGCACGGUCCAAACCCGUUUUAAUGAAAUCAUCUUGUUUGCAAUUUAAUCUGUAACAUGCACCGUCAAGAAACAAAGCAUACAGCUUUACUGUAAAUAUUUUAUUAUGAAUAUACUUAAGUACACAAAAGAUCAGAUGUAGCACAGAAACAAACGAAACGCAGAAAUUAAAACAUACAAAGGACAUACAAAGGACAA
Molecule: messenger RNA, 1320 nt
Organism: Nematolebias whitei (Rio pearlfish)
Lineage: Eukaryota; Metazoa; Chordata; Actinopteri; Cyprinodontiformes; Rivulidae
Product: syncoilin-like
Exons: 5
Coding region: 85-1092 (335 amino acids)
Cellular component (GO): intermediate filament
Source: RefSeq, a predicted model, not a curated record